Rotaria sp. Silwood2 is the source of this 912-nucleotide messenger RNA. NCBI's taxonomy places the organism in Eukaryota, Metazoa, Rotifera, Eurotatoria, Philodinida, Philodinidae. The record is from the annotation of a GenBank genome assembly.
AUGAUGCUAUCUAUUGUUGAAAGUAAACGUAAUAUACCAAAUUUAAUACUUGAUACUUUUCGCUACACACAAACUCAAAUUUUAAUUACAACUGUUUAUUGGAAAUGUGAAAAUCCAACUGGUAUAUUACCUCCACGAAAAAAGUUAUUUGUAAAUCGAAAUGUACGAUUACAUAAAUUAAACGAACGUUUUAAACAACAAACAUCAACGUUGAAUAAAUUUCUUGAAAAAUUUCUGGGAUUAAUUGGAAUAAAAAAAAAAAGUGGAAAAUAUUCUAUUAAUCGUCAAACAAUCGUUGUUAUUGUUAUACUUAUAUUGAUUCUUAUUGGAAUAAUAAUUGCUAUUCCGAUUGUUUACACAACUGGAAGAAACCCAGGAGAAUCUGAUGAUCAAAAUACAAAAAAUAUUUCAAAAAACUAUACAGGAAAUGACUGUGUACAAGAAAGCAAAACAAAAGCAAUAUUUUAUAUAUCAAAUGCGGAACCAUUUCCAUAUAAAUUUCAUAGUUAUUUUUAUCGUCCAAGUGUUAUUUCAAAAACAGUAUCUUUAAUAUUUGGUUUUCGUCAUGAUUUUAAAUCUUGGUCAUUAGAUAAAAUCUCAUUUGUUGAUACAACAGAUAAUAAAAAUCUAAUUAAAGAUGGAGAUUUUGAAUCAAAUUAUUUAAAUAAAUAUUAUUCUCAAUGCAUUUUAUCAAAUACACGAAGUUCAACAAGUGAUAUUUUAUUUGAUAUACCUUAUUCGGGAGACUUUUAUUAUAAUGAUGAAACAAAAGUUGGAAUGACUUAUUUAUUUCAACAAAUUGAUGUUAUUGGAGGAAGAUAUUAUAAUAUUUCAUUUUAUCUUGAAAAUCGAGGUUUUUAUGACAAUACUAAUGAAAACUAUUUUGUUCUUCUUGUUGCAACAGUAAAUUAA